This is a messenger RNA of Oryza brachyantha (malo sina), 1507 nucleotides long. RefSeq names its product peroxidase 19. Gene Ontology annotation, molecular function: peroxidase activity; heme binding. The transcript has 3 exons. Bases 104 to 1225 code for a protein of 373 amino acids. Gene Ontology annotation, biological process: hydrogen peroxide catabolic process; response to oxidative stress. The record is from RefSeq and is a predicted model, not a curated record. Lineage: Eukaryota; Viridiplantae; Streptophyta; Magnoliopsida; Poales; Poaceae.
CUACACGCUACGAGAUAAGCCAAGCUUGCUUGCUUGCUUGCUUGGUCGCUUUGCUCGCGCUUCUCCCCGCCUAGAUUCCACUCGGUUCUCUGUCAGCCGCGCGAUGGAUUACUCCGGAGGUGUCGUCCGCGUUCGACGGCUUCGGCUUCGGCUCCUGCUCUGCUUCCUCCUCGCGGCCGCCGUGGCGCCGGCUUGCCGCGCUCGGGAGGCGCAGCCGCUGCCGGUGGAGGAGGUGCCGGCCGCGGCGGGGGCAGGGGGGCCGCGGGGCGGCGCGAGGCGAGCGCCCGUGCGGCACGAGCUGUCGAUGGACUUCUACGCCAAGACGUGCGCCGCGGUCGACCAGAUCGUCGGCAACGUCACUGCCCCGCUGUUCCGCGACAACCCCGCCGCCGGCCCCGCCGUGCUCCGCCUCUUCUACCACGACUGCUUCGUCGAAGGCUGCGACGCGUCCAUACUGAUCGCGCCGACGGGCAGCAACGCCGGCGGGCCGCCGAGGGUGGAGAGGGACAUGGAGGAGAACAGGAACCUGCCGCAGGAGGCGUUCGACGCGGUGGAGAUGGCCAAGGCCGCCGUGGAGAAGGCGUGCCCCGGCGUUGUCACCUGCGCCGACGUCCUCGCCCUCGCCGCCCGGGACUUCGUCCACCUGGCAGGUGGGCCCUACUACCAAGUGAAGAAGGGCCGGAAGGACAGCAAGGUGUCCCUGCCGGGCAAGGUCCGCGGAAGCCUCCCGCGCGCCAACUCCACCGUGGACGAGCUUCUCCGCGUGUUCGCCGCCAAGGGCCUCGGCGCCGGCGACCUGGUGGCGCUCUCGGGCGCGCACACGGUGGGGUUCGCGCACUGCGCCCACUUCGUGGGCCGGCUCUACGACUUCCGGGGCACGCGGCAGCCGGACCCGGUGAUGGACGCGCGGCUGGUGAAGGCGCUGCGCAUGUCGUGCCCCUUCACCGGCGGCAGCGCCCGCGUGGUGGUGCCGUUCGACGUGAGCACGCCGUUCCAGUUCGACCACGCCUACUACGCCAACCUGCAGGCGAGGCUGGGCCUCCUGGGCUCCGAUCAGGCGCUGUUCCUGGACGCCCGCACCAGGCCGCUCGUGCAGGAGCUCGCCGCCGACAAGGAGCGGUUCUUCCAGGCGUUCGCCGCCAGCAUGGACAGGAUGGGAUCCGUCCGGGUCAAGAAGGGCAGGAAGGGAGAGGUCAGGAGAGUCUGCAGCCAGCACCUGCACUGAACUAGCUAGCUACUGCACCUCACACCACGGUCCUGAUCGAUAGCAAUUCGUACAAGGCGUUCGCAGCAGAAGACGAUGAUACAGAUUAGCUCUGAGCUUACAUGAGUUAUCUUUCGGUGUAAAUGCCAUUUCGGAGAGUGUUAGUUCAGGUUUUUUAUUUCUGCUUCUUUCAAUUUUUCUUUUCGUUUGUGGUAGCUUGUGCAGGGAAUGUUUGCAGGCCUCUGUCUUUCGCAGCGUGUGAGGCUUCUUAUUUGUUUGAUUGUAUUGGAUUGCAGAAGGGGG